Hippocampus zosterae (dwarf seahorse) is the source of this 2168-nucleotide messenger RNA. It is a transcript of the gene mtnr1al, whose product is annotated as melatonin receptor type 1A like. Gene Ontology annotation, molecular function: melatonin receptor activity. Lineage: Eukaryota; Metazoa; Chordata; Actinopteri; Syngnathiformes; Syngnathidae. The transcript is spliced from 3 exons. The record is from RefSeq and is a predicted model, not a curated record. Gene Ontology annotation, biological process: G protein-coupled receptor signaling pathway. Bases 167 to 1228 code for a protein of 353 amino acids. Gene Ontology annotation, cellular component: membrane.
CGCUAAAAUGGCACGACGGGACGUGAGCGAGAAUCCACGCGUGCCACCGCCAACGCCGCGCACGCCGAGACUCGAACGUGCCAUCGCUCCAGCGCGAAUCACUCGCAUCUUCACCGUCAUGUCCCGAAACGCCGCGUAAAAAGCUCCCGAGACGUAUUCCACCGCCAUGUUACGGCCGCAGCGAGACCCGGCAGCGAGGCUGGUGGAUCCGCGGAAGCUCCCGCAGCCGAUGGCGGCCCAGCAGCAGCAGCCGCCCCCGGCGUGGCCCCCAGCGCACCUUGGGGCCACGCCAGGGUCGCGCAACUCCACGGCGGCCGGGGCCCCGCACUCGCAGCAUGCAUUCCCGUGGGCGAUGACCGUCCUGGCCGUCGUGCUCAUCACCACCAUCGUGGUGGACGUCAUUGGCAACCUGCUCGUCAUCCUGUCCGUCUUCAGAAACAGGAAACUCAGGAAAACUGGAAACGCGUUUGUGGUGAGCCUGGCACUGGCUGACCUUCUGGUGGCCGUGUACCCGUAUCCGCUAAUACUAACGGCUAUCUUCCACGGCGGCUGGAUCGCGGGAUACCUGCACUGCCAGGUGAGCGGCUUCCUGAUUGGCCUGAGCGUGAUCGGCUCCAUCUUCAACAUCACGGGCAUCGCCAUUAACCGCUACUGCUACAUCUGCCACAGCCUGCGCUAUGACCGGCUGUUCUCGGGCGCCAACACCGUGUGCUACGUGGCUCUGGUUUGGGCGCUGACCGUGCUGGCCAUCGUACCCAACUGGUUCAUGGAGUCGCUGCAGUACGACCCGCGUGUCUACUCGUGCACCUUCGCCCAGUCGGUGAGCUCGGCGUACACCAUCGCCGUGGUGGUGGUCCACUUCGUGCUGCCCAUCGCCAUCGUCUGCUACUGCUACCUGCGCAUCUGGAUGCUGGUCAUCCGCGUGAGGCGCCGCGUCAAACCCGACUCGCGGCCCAAGCUCAAGCCGCACGACCUGCGCAACUUCCUCACCAUGUUCGUGGUCUUCGUGCUAUUCGCCGUGUGCUGGGCGCCGCUCAACCUCAUCGGUCUGGCAGUGGCGCUGGACCCGCGACUGGGCCGCGCCAUCCCCGAGUGGCUCUUCACCGCCAGCUACUUCAUGGCCUACUUCAACAGUUGUCUCAACGCUGUCAUCUACGGUGCGCUCAACCACAACUUCAGAAAGGAGUACAAGCGCAUCGUGCUCAUCGUAUUCAAGUUUCACUGUUGAGGGGGGUUGGCGGGGGGAUAGAAAUCCCUACAGGGAAGAUGGUGUCACUCUUAUUAUUAUUAAUCAGCAUGUAUUGUAUUGUAUUAAUACCAUCAAACUGUGAUGUUUUAUGCUUCCUCCUACGUGCCCAAACACAAGAUGUUUAAAAAUGGCAGGAACAUCUUGAUGGUGCUUUUUAGGACGAUGACAUCAUCAUCAUCUCACUUCAUUCUGAUCUUGUCUGGCAUUGUAAGAGAUGAAAAAAGGGGCUUUAUUUCACAACAUUAAGUGAGUUUUCUCGCCAUCUGAAGCUACAUUCAAGGACACGUGACAAAUAAGAAUUAACAAUUGUGCUCAUUGGAUGUAGUAACAAUUGACAAUUAAUAUUUAGACAUUGGGUCUAGUUCCUUCACGCCUCAUUAGUCACGUUCAGCAUAUCUGAUUCAACAGACUCUUUCGGGAGUCUGAUGCUGCCUUCAAGGAUGCUGGGGAAACUGAAAUUUACGUAAAUUGAUUAUUUAUACUCGUAAUCAAUGCAUUAGAUUUUUUUAAGAGGAACAUUUUAGAUUUUUUUUAAACGUUGACUUGAUUUUCCCACAAGGCUUACUAGUCACAUUCUGCAUAUGGAAUGAUGCUUUCAUAUAAACUGGGAAAGCUGAAAAUUCCACUUGAUAUCGCUACUUAGCUAUGAAAGACGAUAAACUAAAUUUGUGAUCAGUGAAAUAUUUUAGAUAUUCACCACAUUUCCCGCAAGUCUCACAAGAUCACUUUCUGCACAUCUAAUGCCACAUGCAAGGAAACUGGCAAAACAAUAACUUAAACAUACUCAGCCAUAAGAAUAAAAACAAUCCAGUAUUAAGGGGGGAAAAAUACAUUUCUGACAAGCCUCACAAGUCACGUUUUGCAUAUCGCAUGCUGCAUUGAAGGAAACCGUGAAAGUGGUGUACUUUCUGCUCAGCUA